Molecule: messenger RNA, 3008 nt
Organism: Striga asiatica
Lineage: Eukaryota; Viridiplantae; Streptophyta; Magnoliopsida; Lamiales; Orobanchaceae
Source: the annotation of a GenBank genome assembly
AUGGAGUGCCUUCCAUGCUUUUACUUUGCUUUUUCACUGCUGCUACUCAAUACCAUCAACAUCAAGCCCUCCUCAGCCGCAAUUACACGCCCAAACUCAGCCACCGACCGAGACGCGCUCCUCUCCUUGAGAGCCGCCACCUCAGCAGACCCACAAAGCCCAUUGGCCCGAAACUGGUCAGCCGACACCUCGAAUCCCAAUAUCUGCCACUUGUUCGGUGUCUCCUGUGGGGCCCGCCACCGACGAGUCACUGCCCUGAAUAUUUCCGGUUUUGCCCUCACGGGCAGCCUUCCCCACCAGCUCUGGAACCUCACGUUCCUGACGUACUUCGACAUCAAUAUUGAACUAUGGAUGGCGUGGUCCCACUGCGGAAAACAACUCUUUGUCGGGCUCCAUGCCAUCUUCCAUCUUCAACAUACGACCAUGAUCUAUUUGGAUCUUUCUUCCAACCAAUUUUCAGGUAAGAUCCCAGCUGGUUUGUGCGAUAACCUCCCGCACUUGCAACUGCUUUAUCUGUUGGCUAAUAAACUCGAGGGUAGAAUUCCAUCUAAUAUAGACAAAUGCAGAAAGCUUGAGCGCUUGUCCUUGUCCAUUAAUCAUUUAAAUGGCGAAAUCCCUAUUGAGAUAGGAAACUUGAGUAUGCUCAGGGAGCUGUAUCUUGGGUUUAGUUUUUUGAAAGGUGGAAUUCCGGGGGAACUGGGGAGCCUCUCACAGUUGGAGAUGUUACACAUUGCUCAAGCUUCACUCCCAGGGCCCAUACCAAAUCAAAUUGGAAACUGUACUUCCCUUAAGCAUCUACGACUUGGGUAUAAUUACUUAACAGGUGAAUUGCCACUACAACUUGGUAACCUAGCAUCCCUCAAGACCUUCACAGUCUUCAGUAAUUCCUUAUCCGGCUCCAUCCCACCUUGCAUUUUCAACGUAUCAACCUUGAAGCGUCUGGAACUUUCCAGCAACCAGUUUUCUGGCCACUUGCCCCCCGGCCCAACUCGAAAUCUUGGAAAUGUCCGAAAACUCAUUCAGCAGCUACGACCCAACCUGGAAAACUUAAGACAGUUGCGUCAUCUCAAUUUUUAUAAGAAUAACUUGACCGGAGCAAAAUCCGAGGAUCAAGAACUCGGAUUCCUCUCAUCUCUAAACAGUUGCCGACAUUUGAAACGCUUGUCUUUAUCGCUAAAUCCACUUAAAGGCAUCUUCCCAUCUUCAGUCGGAAAUUUAUCCACCUCCUUGAGUUAUUUUGGGACGAGUUAUUGUGAUAUUAAGGGUGUUAUUCCUCCCGAAUUCAGAAACUUAAGCGCAUCGAACAAGCUGAAUUCAACUAUACCUUCUGGGCUCUGGAAUCUUCGUGACCUGUUGUUUCUAAAUCUGUCUUCCAACUAUUUGAGUGGUGGACUUUCGUCAGAGCUCGCGAGUUUCACAGCAAUCAGUUUUAUAGAUUUUUCGCAUAACCAGCUUUCGGGAGACAUUCCGAUCUCGAUCGACAGCUGCAGGUCAUUAGAAUCCUUGUUUCUGUCGAACAACGAGUUUGAGGGAGCUAUCCCAAAGUCCUUGGGAAACAUUAGAGGCAUGAGGGCAGUUGAUUUGUCGAGCAAUAAUCUUUCUGGGCCAAUCCCAGAGACUUUACAAGACGUCAGCCUUCUUCAAUAUUUUAAUGUAUGCAACAAUAAGCUAGCAGGCCCGGUACCCUCAGUGGGCCGUUUCAUCAAUUUCACUGCCGACUCAUUUCUCAACAAUCUUGGUCUGUGCGGUCAAGCGAAGUUUCAUGUUCCCCUGUGUGUUGAGAAGAAUUUCAGAAGAAAAAGAGCGAAGAAAAUUGUUUGGGUUCUGAAGUACAUUCUACCACCCUUCGUGUCGAUUACACUUGCUGCUGCCGUUAUAAUUUUGUUCAUCAGGCGACGGAUAUAUAAAAGAGGAGGACAAUUAAUGUUAAUUACUACUGAUGAUGAUACCUUGCUCGGAAUUGCUUGCAGAAGAUUUACGUAUAUAGAACUUUCGCGAGGUACGAAUGGUUUUAGCGAGGCAAACCUUCUCGGGAGAGGCAGCUUCGGCUCUGUUUUCAGGGGAACGCUUUCUGAUGGGUCGAACAUAGCAAUAAAAGUUUUCGACUCGAAAACAGAAAGAGUCGUUUGCAGCUUCGAAACCGAGACUGAGAUACUCAGCAAGGUUCGGCACAGGAAUUUGGUCCGAAUGGUGGGCUGCUGUAGCAACUCGGAGUUCAAAGCCCUGAUUCUCGAGUACAUGCCAAAUGGGAGCCUGGAGAAAUGGUUGUGCGCGGAUGAUCGUUACUUGAGUUUGAUGCAAAGGCUGCAGAUAGCAAUAGAAGUGGCUUUGGCCUUGGAGUAUCUUCAUCAUGGCUACACAUUUCCCAUUGUUCACUGUGAUGUGAAGCCGAGCAAUGUGUUGCUUGGUGAAGAUAUGGUUGCUUGUUUAGGUGAUUUUGGUAUAGCUAAGCUGCUUAUGCAGCACCAGAGUAUGUCAGAAAGGAAAGUGUCGACGAGCGGUGAUGUAUACAGCUUCGGCAUACUUUUGCUCGAAAUUUUCACGGGCAAAAAGCCGACAGAGGACAUGUUUGAUGGAAAAACGAGCUUAAAGGAGUGGGUCUAUGGAGCAUUGCAAAACAAUGCAGCUAAUGAAGUUUUGGCCCCUGAUUUGCUAGCAAGAGAGAGAGAAUAUUCCAGAAGAAUGUCUCUCGUCUAUUUUCACUGUGGCAAUGAAAUGUUUGGUUGUUUCGCCUAAAAAAAGAAUCAACAUGAUAGAGACAAUAGCCGAUAUGCAGAGGAUGUAAGCCAAUGUAAUGUCUGAUAAUGCUACGUAAUGAAUGAGGUUAUUAUAUUGGUGUAAAUAUUAUAGUACAGUUUCCACUUUCCAGCUUAUAUAUGAACAGGAUAUAAGAAUGGUGGCUCCAUUUCAAGUUUAAUGUGCAGCUUCAUAUAACUGAAGACUCCCCAUAUGGGUUUGAUUUGACUAACGUUUAGAAUAUUUUAUAGCUCUGUUCCUUUUGACUUUUG